Phyllotreta striolata is the source of this 1249-nucleotide messenger RNA. NCBI's taxonomy places the organism in Eukaryota, Metazoa, Arthropoda, Insecta, Coleoptera, Chrysomelidae. The record is from the annotation of a GenBank genome assembly.
ACUAAAUCAUCCUAACCUAAAAAAAAUCCAAAUCGACAAUUUUAUUAUUUAAACAAGAUCUCUGAAAAUGUGGGCUGAUACGCUUUUAAUUGUAUUUAUUUCAAUAUGCACUGCACUCUUAGGUGAAGGAUUAACGUGGGUAAUGGUUUACCGCACGGAAAAAUACCAAAAGUUGAAAGCUGAAGUAGAGAAACAAAGUAAAAAAUUAGAAAAACGGAAAGAAAUCCACGGAGACUCUUUAGACAAACAACACAAGAAGAAAAUUGAGAGGGAAGAAGAAAGGCUGAAGAACAACAAUAGAGAUUUAUCCUUCGUUAAAAUGAAAUCAAUGUUUGCCAUUGGAUUUGCUUUUACUGCUUUAUUGAGUAUGUUUAAUAGCAUUUUUGAUGGUAGAGUCGUAGCUAGACUCCCGUUCCUGCCAUUGAACUGGAUUCAGGGCCUCAGCCACAGGAAUCUUCCCGGCGAAGAUUUUUACGAUUGUUCUUUCAUAUUUUUGUAUAUACUCUGUACAAUGUCUAUUAGACAGAACAUCCAAAAAUUGCUCGGAUUCGCACCAUCACGAGCCGUUUCAAAACAAGGAAAUAGUUUGUUCGGAACCGGUCCAGCACAAUUCAAAUAAUAUAAUUGUAGAUUUAAUAGCGAACUGAAGUACAACAAUAAAAUUAAUGUAAAUUUUUAAUAUUUACACAGAUAAAUGAUGCAUAUUGGAAUUUAAAUAAAAUAUAAUAUAGGAAGAUCAUUGGAAAACUUUGAUUUUAUCUGUUAAAUAAAUUUAAGGAUCAUAAAAAAUUAUAUUAGAUUAAAAUGGUUAUCAACCAAGCAUUAUAAAUGAAAAACCACAAAAAAUGCCUUACAAUAUUAAACUUAAAACAGAAAAUACAAAAUUUGAGUAAUAAAGUUCUCGAGGGAUAAUUUAUAAAGCAGUCUUAUCUGAAAAUUGACUAUUGCAAUUAAAAGAAACUUCCAUAAAAUGAUGCUCAUAAUAGGAUAAAAGCUAAUUCAAUUCGAAUUCAUACUCUUCUAGUAUCUGAUAAUACUCUAACGAUGCAACCAACACCUGCAACAUUGUAAAUUUUCUCAUGCCACAGUAAUAAGUGUCCACUGCUUCCUUCGGAAGGGUACUCGAAACCUUUAUAAACAUAUUUCAUAAGCGUAUCCAAGGAAUCUACAUUUAAAGAAUUGAUUAUUUCUUCAAUUUGGGAUGGCUUUAUUGACAACAGAACUUUGAAUGUCACGUUGAAAGCAUUGU